Lymnaea stagnalis (great pond snail) is the source of this 387-nucleotide messenger RNA. NCBI's taxonomy places the organism in Eukaryota, Metazoa, Mollusca, Gastropoda, Lymnaeidae. The record is from the annotation of a GenBank genome assembly.
ACCACGAUGAAUUAUCCAUUAUAACUCAGGUUUCCAGUAACUUCCCUUUGAACACUUUUUCUAGUCCGCAACCAGAGAAAAAAUCCACAACGGCAAAGUACCAAAGCUCCAGGUCAUACAGCCAUUCAGACUCUGAUGAUUCACUGACUUUUGUCACAGAUGCCGUCAGCUCGAACUCUCUAGGGAACCUCACCAUGCUGAGCCCCAUCUCUAGCACUGCUGGGGGUACAUCACAAACUGCUGCUUCAACCCACCACUCGCCUGCCACCAGCCCCGAUCACGUCAGACAUUUACAAAGCUCAAAUGCCACCAGCCCCGAUCACAUCAGACAUUUACAAAGCUCGACUGCCAGCAGCCAUCAGCAGUUUAUUCGCACGCCCCCUGGUG